This is a messenger RNA of Physeter macrocephalus (sperm whale), 812 nucleotides long. It is a transcript of the gene DLK2, whose product is annotated as delta like non-canonical Notch ligand 2. The coding region runs from base 170 to 589 and encodes 139 amino acids. Gene Ontology annotation, molecular function: Notch binding; calcium ion binding. The transcript is spliced from 5 exons. The record is from RefSeq and is a predicted model, not a curated record. NCBI's taxonomy places the organism in Eukaryota, Metazoa, Chordata, Mammalia, Artiodactyla, Physeteridae.
GGGCGCCCGGCCCCGCGACCAGCUAGGGGCGGCCCAGCGCCCCGGCCCAGCCCCUCAGCUGGGUCCGUCGGAUCCGGCCUCGCUCUGCGCCCCGGGGCGCGCCGCCUCCCAGCCCGAGGUGUCCGCACGUCCGGCGGUCCGUCUGUCCCUCUCGGGGCCGGCGCUGACCAUGCCCAGCGGCUGUCGCUGCCUACAUCUCGUGUGCCUGUUGUGCAUCCUGGGGGCACCCGUAAAGCCUGCCCGAGCCAAUGACUGCAGCUCCCACUGUGACCUGGCCCACGGCUGCUGUGCACCUGAUGGCUCCUGCAGAUGUGACCCAGGCUGGGAGGGGCUGCACUGUGAGCGCUGUGUGAGGAUGCCUGGCUGCCAGCAUGGUACCUGCCACCAGCCCUGGCAGUGCAUCUGUCACAGUGGCUGGGCAGGCAAGUUCUGUGACAAAGAUGAGCACAUCUGUACCACACAGUCCCCCUGCCGGAACGGAGGCCAGUGCGUAUAUGACGGGGGCGGCAAGUACCACUGUGUGUGCCCACCGGGCUUCCACGGGCGUGACUGUGAGCGCAAGGCCGGACCCUGUGAGCAGGCAGGGUGAGUGCUGGCCCCAGGUUAGAUGUGGAUCUGGUGAUGGAGGAGAGAGGACUGUUGAGGAUGGUGGGGCAGUGUUAGGGCUGACGGUCAGAAGUCCCACACGGGGGUACUCGAAGAUAAAACCCAGUCUGUCAGAGUAUCCGUAGGGUUUCUCAACUUUUUUGGUACCAUGUGAACCAUUUCUCCAACAACAAAAACCUACAGGGGCUGGAAGUGUAGCACAUCAA